Drosophila eugracilis is the source of this 3025-nucleotide messenger RNA. It is a transcript of the gene alpha-Cat, whose product is annotated as catenin alpha. Gene Ontology annotation, molecular function: beta-catenin binding; structural molecule activity; cadherin binding. Bases 89 to 2842 code for a protein of 917 amino acids. Gene Ontology annotation, biological process: cell-cell adhesion; cell migration. Gene Ontology annotation, cellular component: adherens junction; actin cytoskeleton; catenin complex. NCBI's taxonomy places the organism in Eukaryota, Metazoa, Arthropoda, Insecta, Diptera, Drosophilidae. The record is from RefSeq and is a predicted model, not a curated record. The transcript is spliced from 12 exons.
CCACAUCAAAUCCCAAACCCUACAACAAAAGUUUCAUUAAAAAAGGCGUCAACGCUUGAUAAACGAUUCCUAAAUAUAUAAGAAAUUGAUGCUUAAACCGAACAAGAUGGGAACUUUAACUGAUUUUGGGCAAAUAGCUCUGAAAUGGGAUCCCAAAAAUUUGGAAAUUCGUACAAUGUCAGUAGAGAAAACACUAGAGCCCCUUGUACUACAAGUAACAACUCUUGUGAAUACUAAGGGUCCAAGCAAAAAGAAAAAAGGAAAAUCAAAACGUGCCAGUGCGUUAGUUGCAGCGGUUGAAAAGGCUACAGAAAAUUUUAUUCAAAAAGGCGAACAGAUUGCCUAUGAGAAUCCAGACAUUACACAAGAAAUGUUAGCCGCUGUGGAUGAAGUAAAAAAAACUGGAGAUGCCAUGAGCAUUGCAGCCAGAGAAUUUUCUGAAGAUCCAUGCAGUUCCAUGAAGAGAGGGAAUAUGGUACGUGCAGCCAGAAACCUAUUGUCGGCUGUAACACGUUUGUUAAUAUUAGCUGACAUGGUGGAUGUUCAUUUGCUUUUAAAAUCGCUUCACAUUGUUGAGGAUGACUUGAAUAAACUCAAAAACGCAUCGAGUCAAGACGAGCUUAUGGAUAAUAUGAGGCAAUUCGGCCGCAAUGCAGGAGAACUUAUAAAACAAGCUGCCAAACGUCAGCAAGAACUAAAGGAUCCUCAAUUGAGAGACGACUUAGCAGCAGCUCGUGCGAUGCUUAAAAAACAUUCAACAAUGCUUUUGACUGCAUCAAAAGUAUAUGUUCGCCAUCCCGAACUAGACUUAGCGAAAGUGAAUCGCGACUUUAUUCUGAAGCAAGUUUGCGAUGCUGUAAAUACUAUCAGCGAUGUUGCUCAAGGAAAGUCAUCUCAACCGACAGAUAUUUACAGCGGGGCAGGAGAGCUCGCUGCAGCUUUGGACGAUUUUGACGAAGGAAUUGUUAUGGAUCCUAUGACCUACAGCGAGAAGCGUUCACGCCAAUUGCUCGAAGAACGCUUGGAGAGUAUUAUUAGCGCAGCUGCCUUAAUGGCGGAUGCAGACUGUACUAGAGACGAGCGGCGAGAAAGAAUUGUGGCAGAAUGCAAUGCUGUACGGCAAGCAUUACAAGAUCUGCUUUCUGAAUAUAUGUCAAACAUGAAUCAAAAAGAUAACAGCCCUGGACUUUCGCGAGCAAUAGAUCAAAUGUGUCGCAAAACUCGUGAUCUCCGGAGACAAUUGCGAAAAGCUGUUGUUGAUCAUGUUUCCGACUCAUUUUUAGAGACUACAACUCCUUUGCUUGAUUUGAUUGAAGCAGCCAAAACAGGCAAUGAAAAAAAUGUUCGUGAAAAAGCCGAAAUUUUCACAAAACACGCUGAAAAACUAGUUGAAGUUGCUAAUCUAGUAUGUAGUAUGUCAAGCAACGAAGAUGGUGUUAAAAUGGUUCGGUAUGCUGCUGCUCAAAUUGAAAGUCUUUGUCCGCAAGUAAUAAAUGCAGCAUCUAUAUUAACUGUCCGACCAAAUUCUAAAGUAGCUCAAGAAAAUAUGACCACAUAUCGACAGGCUUGGGAGGUGCAAGUUCGUAUUUUAACCGAAGCAGUCGAUGAUAUAACAACAAUUGACGACUUUUUGGCAGUGUCCGAAAAUCACAUUCUUGAAGAUGUCAAUAAAUGUGUAAUGGCUUUACAAGUCGGAGAUGCUAGGGAUUUGCGUACAACGGCUGGAUCUAUUCAAGGACGUUCUUCUAGAGUUUGUAAUGUUGUCGAAGCUGAAAUGGACAAUUAUGAACCAUGUAUCUAUACCAAACGAGUGCUAGAAGCAGUUAAAGUUCUUCGAGAGCAAGUUAUGAUGAAAUUUGAUCAACGUGUGGGUGCAGCAGUUGGAGCUCUUUCAAAUAACUUUAAUAAAGAUGUUGAUGAAAAUGACUUUAUAGAUGCGUCACGCCUGGUGUAUGAUGGAGUCAGAGAAAUUCGAAGAGCUGUUUUAAUGAACAGAAGCUCUGAAGACCUUGACACUGACACUGAAUUCGAACCAGUUGAAGACUUGACCUUAGAAACUAGAAGCCGAUCGAGUGCCCAUACUGGAGACCAAACAGUUGACGAAUAUCCAGACAUAAGUGGAAUAUGUACAGCUCGAGAAGCCAUGAGAAAAAUGACAGAAGAAGAUAAACAAAAAAUUGCUCAACAGGUUGAGUUAUUCCGUAAAGAGAAACUUACAUUUGAUUCAGAAGUUGCUAAGUGGGAUGAUACCGGAAAUGAUAUUAUUUUUUUGGCUAAACAUAUGUGUAUGAUUAUGAUGGAAAUGACCGACUUUACAAGAGGACGAGGACCCUUGAAAACUACUAUGGAUGUUAUCAAUGCAGCAAAAAAAAUUUCUGAAGCUGGAACAAAAUUAGAUAAACUUACCAGGGAAAUAGCAGAGCAAUGUCCGGAAAGUAGCACAAAAAAGGACCUAUUAGCCUAUCUCCAACGUAUUGCUUUAUACUGUCACCAAAUCCAAAUAACAUCUAAAGUAAAAGCUGAUGUUCAAAAUAUUAGCGGCGAACUUAUUGUUUCUGGGCUGGAUAGCGCAACAUCGUUGAUUCAAGCCGCUAAAAAUUUAAUGAAUGCAGUGGUAUUAACAGUCAAAUACUCGUAUGUGGCAUCGACAAAAUAUACUAGACAAGGGACUGUAUCGUCCCCAAUUGUAGUGUGGAAAAUGAAGGCUCCAGAAAAGAAACCAUUGGUCAGGCCUGAAAAACCUGAAGAAGUUAGGGCAAAAGUUCGCAAGGGAUCUCAAAAAAAGAUUCAGAACCCUAUACAUGCAUUAUCUGAAUUUCAAAGUCCUGCUGAUGCUGUUUAAAAUAAAAUAAUAAAUAAUACAUUGAUAAAUAACGGUAAAAAGAAAAAUAUAUAUCAGUAUUGGACUUGUCUUUAUUUUACAAAAUCUCCUAUUUAUUCAAUUUUAUCGAUUAAAACGUUCUUGUAAUAUCACAACUACUGUUAUAUCAAAAUAAUAAAAAAAUGUAUAUCUACACAUUAAAAA